UUGAGACUUGAUCUUCUGAUCUCUAUACUCUCCACCAUUUUCUAUUGCAUAAAAAAAAAAAAUUCUUCAAGGGCAUUACCCUUAUUUUGUUUUUCAAUUUUUUGAGUGCUUGCAUAGCAUCUAGCUCAAUGUCUUCACGUGGGUCAGGUUCAUGGACUGUGAAGCAGAAUAAGGACUUUGAAGAGGCUUUGGCUGUGUUUGACAAAGACACCCCUGACCGCUGGCGCAAUGUUGCAAAGGCUGUCGGUGGGAAGACCGCAGAGGAAGUGAAGAGGCAUUAUGAAAUCCUAGUGGGGGAUGUGAAACUCAUUGAGAGCGGUCGGGUUCCUUUCCCCAAUUAUAGGACCACUAAUGGGGCAUGAUCAAGGACGAAAGGCCUCAAGCACCAGGAAAUUAAGCAUGCACAGUGGCCACAAUAAAGAGGAACAACUAUAAUUGUGUUCCAUGCAAUAAAUAUGCAAUUAUUGUAUAUCAGAAUCAGUAAAAUGAUUCCUUCUUGUACCAAAUCUGUUAGAACUGAGCAGAAAGCCUCUAUCUUUUAGGCUUUCCUCGCCUUUAUAUUUAAUCUUCUUUUCCCUGUACUCUGCGCAAUUUUGCUGUAAUGAGUCAUCUAAUGAAAUAUGUAUUUAUUGUA
Molecule: messenger RNA, 634 nt
Organism: Helianthus annuus (common sunflower)
Lineage: Eukaryota; Viridiplantae; Streptophyta; Magnoliopsida; Asterales; Asteraceae
Product: protein RADIALIS-like 1
Exons: 2
Coding region: 129-362 (77 amino acids)
Molecular function (GO): DNA-binding transcription factor activity
Source: RefSeq, a predicted model, not a curated record